Spirometra erinaceieuropaei is the source of this 11260-nucleotide messenger RNA. Lineage: Eukaryota; Metazoa; Platyhelminthes; Cestoda; Diphyllobothriidea; Diphyllobothriidae. The record is from the annotation of a GenBank genome assembly.
AUGACUUUGCUGGACACAAGGUCAAGUAAACAGUCGGUGCUGGCAUCACCCCAAAAGUUUACCAACACGUUGACCUUCUGGCACGAUUCGGCUGACUCGGGCCUUUCCAUGGGCUUCACCACCCCAACUCUCCCUUCGCUGACCCAGGCCGCCGAUUACAACCACAAAGACAGCACCGGCGACAGUUACCUUCACUGCAUGAACGACUUUCCGCAUUUAUCAUUCAGCGACAACCCCGCUGGAGCCUACUGGCAGCCAAACUGCGGCGCCGUGAACGGGGCCAGUCGCCAGCGCAAAGGCUCCUGCGACCACGCAGGAUCCGAUUGGGAGGACUUUCGAGUGGAUAUCGAGGCUUUCGGUUGUCGCUACCACCGCAGUCACGGCAACCGCCGUCGCCGCUGCACGCACCAACCUCCCGGCUGUCCCGACCUGCAGCAGCACGCCGCUGCAGUGCUGCCACCACGGAGCCAAUCAGAAUCGGACUAUCGACCGCGCGCGCUGACCGUUGGAAGCAGCCCAUUGGACAGGGGCGUGUCAACGGGAGUGGGGAUAAGGGCUCGCAGUGUCCGUCUCUCGGUCAGUGCGCUGAAUCCGAUCUAUCGACGUCAAUCGUUGAACUCCCGGUUGCGCCAGUUCUGUGCACGGUUGAAACGUGACCCUCCAUCAAGUGACCAAAGGACAGGUUGGAAGAAGUACCUUUUGAACAAAAUGGUUCGUCCGUUUACAUGGUUUUAAACAGAUGCAUUAGAUUUUUUAAUUCGACUUGCUUAGAAUAUAUGAAAUAAGGUUUGUCUCCGUAGGCUUUUCACUGUAGCUGUGUAUUAAUGUCACCAGUAGAAGUACUUUGGAAACCCUCCCGACUUGGCUUCUUCUUUCCUGUUUUGUAUGCGUGGCCUUAAUUAUUUCCGCAUUCAAUUGCAUUUUUCGCAUCCAAAUUUACCUGCUUGUAAAAACGGCGUCCCUCUUUAAAAUAAAUGUAAUUUUUAAACACUCGGUUAGCCUUUCUGCGCGUUUUUUGUCGAAGAUUGCAUUUUUUUAUUGAUCGAUCACAUGCUCUGAGAUGCAUUCAAAUUUGACAGGUGUUUUUUGGCAGAUUUGAAUAAUUCGUUUGAGCCAGUUUUAAAAAAAGAAUCGGCAUUCCAAUCAACCAAAUAAUCGCCUGCCAGCUAAGCAUGUUCUUACGGACAAUACGGCGACGUAUUUUGACAGGUUAUUUGGGAUAAAUUCAAAAGGGAGGAUUUAUAAUAUGUAAAAUAUGAGUGUUGUGCAUUGGUUUAUAUAGGUUCUUACAGACUGAGACACAAAUCGAUUUUACACGAGUAAACGCGUUUUUUUACUAUUUAGGCAAUUGAAAUGGACGACUUCACAAUUCAGGAGGAGCAGGUCAAGUGUAAGUCAAAAACCUCCCGAGCUUCUUCUGCUAGCAUCACUCAUUUGCUUCUUCUUACUUUGGUCGACCCAAAGCUCCCUAACAUUCACAGACUAUCACAUGAAGAAGAGCAGAAAAAAAUUAAUCCAUUUAGUUUGACUGUGAGGUCGCUUUCCAAACCCUUAGUACUUUCGGGACUACUGCGCAUGUUGGUAACAUAACUACUUUUUUGUCUCGGAAAAAUGGGUCUGCGCCAGGAGGUUGCUGUUAACUUUUCACUUCACUUCGCCCACAGUGGUUCAACUAUGAAACCAGCUCCAGCUGCACUACAGAAAUAUUCCAAUCCAUUACAAUGUAGUGAAAUUAAAGCAUGUUUGGGCAUUUGUUUUUCAAAUAUGCCAGUAAGCAUUUUAUUAGAACUCCUGUAUGCUGCCUUGACUAGCAUUUCUCAAGCUCCCUCAUUGGGAUUUUACAAAUUUGUUACAGCGCGUAUUAACUGUCUUCAUUUGGGAAGUUUUUUUAAUACAGUAAGGUGCUCAGAAUUCUAUCGGCAAGUGAGUCAGCCCCCUGAAGCGUACAAAUUUUUGUUAGUAGUAUCUGUUGGUGUAGUUGAAGCAAGCAGGCAUUGAGGCUAAGGCCGCAUUAUCCAGCGGACUGCCAUUGAGCCAAGGCUUCGUUGUCCUUGAGAAAGCGGGGUGCUUACCAACCGGGCCAUGAGACAGGCUCUAUACCUGCCAGCAUCCGCACAACGACUAAUAAUAUAUCCUCUAAUCACGGGUCGGCCAAAUGUUAUGUCCUACUUAUUAGCCGCCGUUAGUCCAAUCGCAGGUUUGCGAGGUCUUCGCUUCGCAGGAAGACUGCACGCGAGAGUUCACAUGGAAAAGGUAGGAGACCCAUUAAAUAGAUGAAGAAACUUUUGCUGAAACAGACGGUUGGCUGAACAUGUCCCCGCUCGUUUAACUCGGAAAAUGAUUAUGUUACUUGCUAUGUAUGCAUAUUUGACCGCUGGGCAACAGUAGCGUGAAGGACCUCAGUUGUCUCUCUGUAGACUGAGAGUCGUGCCACGUGAGGUUUUGUCUUGGCAUACAUUCGGAGGCGGACACUACACUGUCAAUAGCAGCUACUUCACAUGACUUCAAACCAUUACUCCAACCCCGGUGUUUUUUGAGAAUGUGCUUUUUGUUUAUUUUCUUAAAUUAGAGUAUCUAUUUCCGUUGCAAUACGAAGGCGCGUGAUUUGACUUCCGGCAGGAAUCCACACAAUUUCUGGGUUCUCUUGAAUUUUGUCAACUUACUGUCUGACGUACUGUCCCACCCGUAAAACCCCCCAUAACCACCAUUCCCAUAUGACACGAUUCACGGCCCGCUGACAGUUAAAUGGGGACAUUCACCCUACCGUUGUCGGCCGGAUCUUUAGGUAUUUGUGUAUUUAUCACCGCGCAUGGAUAUGCCCGUAGACGUCCGCUGAGCAUCCUUGGUUUAUUUGAUUAAAGGCUCAGUUUAGGUCACUCUGAGCUUAGGUUGUCUCUAUCGUGACCAAAUGUUUCAAGGGUUUAUAUAGACCUUUCCUUUACCCGUCUGUUUCUCUUCUUUUCCACCUGCAAUGAUGCUACAUAUUGUAAACACGAACGCAUGAAAUUAACCACAGACAAACAUUUUUCGAAAGUCCAACACAUUAGUACAAAAAGCUUUAAAAAACGCCCAUAUAAAGGUACACAGGUAAACUGGUUUUUCGUACCCAAAGCAUGACAUUGCACUACCCUGGACCCAUUUGCCAACAUGUAGUCCAAGAAUCCUAACCUGUCCGUCACAAAAGUGAAUUAGAUAGUUAUCUGCCAAACAAAACCGAUGAACUGUGACAGGGAAUCCGGCUCGGUGUGUUCUUACCCGCCCUCAGAGACCGACAUCCAGCCUCAUUCCCUCUAGUCUGGAUUCGUUAAAAUACUGCGAAGUGUUUGAAGUCUUAUACUGCCGCAACCCGAACUGUACUCUCCAACGUUUGCAUCCGUUGUGAAGAGUGUUGGUAUCAACAGUUUAUGCAUUAAUUACGGGCAUCGAUAACCAUUUCCCUGUCUGUACAGUCAGUCUGUGUAGAAACAGUCAAAAAUACCAUUUUCCAUGCUCAACUAGACAUGAACGUAGUCGGCGCGUGAAUUCGAAUUCCGCCGCCACGGCAUACGCAGUAAUUCCGCCUUAAAAAUUCCCCGGCGCCCUGGUGGACGGCGCCCAAAGUUAUUGAUUUCCUCUCCCACGUCCUCGUUGUCCGCGUCAGCACUAUGCGUGCAGCGCUUCGCAUCCAUCUGCGUGCGGCCGGUGCAGCCACAUGAUUGGUCGAUUGCGUUAAACCGCCAAUGCGUUUGGAUUAUUUCCCCAUUCAGCACCUUGGGCCAGCGUGCGUGCCUGUGGACGCUUUGGCAUGGUGGGCGGUGCUGUUGUUGGCCGUUGGUGCCGAUAUAUAUGUAUAUAUCUUUUUAUUACUAACAGGCCGCUAGAAAACAUCGCAUCAAUUACUGCUAGGGAAUGUGCACAUAUUUUCGAAUCAAACGUGUUAUGUCCUCUGUUAUCUCCAGAAAAAAAGCAAGCAGACAGCGAAGCGAGUUCAUAAACCGAACAAUUUACUUUGACUGUUCCAAAAAGUUCAUCGUUUCCAACAUGAGGUUUUUGAUGCGGCCUCUCCUGCUUGUUGUGAUUUGUUAACCCGGAUUAAGACAGCACCUGCUGAAGACGACUGGUGAUUCAGAAAUGGCCACCAAGGUCUUUCUGGUCUUCAUCCAAAAUUCUCCUGCAUAUAUAAAUAUAUUCCCUCAGGAAUUGACGCACGCCGAUCCACUGGCUUCCCCGAGCAAACGAGCUUCGUAUGCGCGAUAGGGGUCACGAACAGGCAACCCCCUACCAGGUCAAGUCGGCCAAGCGACGAUAGCAAAGGAAAAGCCACAGAGUCUAGGGGGUAGAUUGAUAAAGCCCUAUUUCGGGCUUAUUUGCCUUCAUUCAGCCAACCAUAACCCUGACCACCAGCUGGGACCGGAAACACAAGCAUGCGCACAGACGCACCUGGCGCAGCUGAUCCACCACUGGGGUCUACCAGAUGGGUCAUAAGCACUUCAUCGAACCGAAGUUCAUCAUUGCCUUAUUACCUGUCAUCCCCUAUCACUGCAGAUCGGGCAGUUAUUUACUCAGGAAUGGACGCACACCGAUCCACUGGCUUACCGAAGCAAACGAGUUUCGUUUGGGCGAUAGGAGUCAACAACAGGCGACCACCUACCAGGCCAAAGUCGGCCAAGCUAUGAUAGCAGAAAGGAGACGACAGACCUACAAAAGAAGCUACCACCACGCCCUCGGGGACACUCUGACCUGCCUGGACGCAGUCAACACCAGUCCUGUCUUCUUUAUCGGCCAGUGCUGUGUGAGAGGACAACUCCGGGUUUCGUAUAAAUUAACCACCCCCUCGCCCCCAUUCUGGCGAUUUUCCUACAACUCGGGAUUCGGUCUGGUGGUGACUGUAGCAUUCUGAGAGCUCACUCACCGCUUCAGAGUGGUGGAUUGUCAUUUGAAGGCUAAAAUAGGGGGAGAAGAGGAGGAAAGAGACUAACGAGUCUGAUGGUGGUAGGAUGGAGGCAAGAUAGUUGCAGCAGUGGCGGUUAAGCGGUGCGCGUCAGGACCGCGAUGGUCAAGACUUUUUUUGUAAGACGCGCGAGGUGAGUUUUGUCUGCGGUGGAUACAGGGUCAGACGAAAUAUUUUCGGAAAACAAAGUGGCGAGCGAACGUUGCUUUCGAUAACUUCUCGUCAGGCCAUUACAGUUAUUUAGGAUAGGUACAGUGAGUGAAAAAAACCGAUAAAAGUUAGAUUUUUUUUUAAAUACAGGCUGCGCAAGAGCGGAAGGGCGCAGAAAUUUGGAUGCGGUUAGUCAACCUUUGACCACGGUAAGCGCGGUGCCUGAACUCGGUUCUUCUGUGCGCAUAGGCUCGGUUUUCGCAACCUGAUGACGGCCGCUUCUGCUGUUACUAACAGGCACUGGCCCAGUAGCUUAGGGUAGCUCGAGAGACCGUAUAAAUCAAACGAAACGUCUCAGCGAGUCCUUACGAUACUCUGAAUCCACUGCAUGCGCAAGGAUGGCUCUGUCUAUUCUCCUAGUUUCACCUUUUGCCAGCUAUGCGGGGAGGUGUUAUUGUAUUCUUUCGGAAAGGCGCCGGCUCGUACGACCAAUAUAACCUGCUCCAGAGGAGCAAUUGAAUGAGUAGAUGCACACUGAGGCGGUCUGAGUCGGCAGCCUAGCCUUGCCUUCUCCGCGUAAACUAGGGUUAAUAGAGAACGAUAUGCGAACCUUUGGUGGUGGGAAGUUUUCGAGACAGCUUGGUUAAGGCGUAUUCUUAGUUCAUUUGCAGCGUCUCCUUGGAAAGGGACUUUGAGGAAUAAAAAAUUUUUGGCGGUCAGUGUGGUGGGUUUUGCGGGUCGUUCGACAAGCUUCUUCUCAAUGGACCUGUCAAGAUACCAGUUUUCGCGAAGAAAGUCCUGGAUUUUUAUAAGUUCCUCCUAAAUACUUUCUGUUGAACAAAUUUUUCUAGCUCUUUGUGCCAAACACCUGACUAGAUUUCGUUUUUGUUAGAGAGGUACGAAACUAGCGGGCAGGGGGACAUUUAUCUCACUGGAAUCCAUUGGGUGAACCGUAUUGGGUGCAGUUCUCUCUUUAGGAUUUAUUCUUCCUAUUGGACUGGCAAUUGGAUUGAUUUUAGUUUUCCCCAAAUAUUUUUGUUGGCAUUCACCCACGCAUCAACCAUGAGGGAGACCUACUACAAUGAAGCCUUGUUUAACAAAAUAUUAUACUUUCACCCCCGGUGUGGGGGCUACUCAUGUCAGACUUUUUUUCUUCUCCUAUCACCCGACCGUCACCUGCAGUGGCAACAGAGGUCUUCAAGAAGUUUGACAAGCGAGGGCAAGACAAGAUCAGCACAAACGACCUCGGUCCGGCCUUCCGUGCCCUCAAUCUCACCAUCAAGCCUGACCUUCUGAAGGAGUGGGCAGACCAGGUCGACGAUGACGGUAAGCCUGCGAACAUUUUUUUUAAAAAAAUGUCUAACCCACUCACGCCCUGCCGCGGCAAACGCGUAGAUGUGCAUACCUCUUGUUGUUUACUUCGCACUUUCAUAUAUUCCUCUCCCUCUUCAAUCUGAGACUCUUCAGCUAACUCCGUUCUCACCCAAUUCCCACUGCUUUUACCGGUAAUCAUCGCUCACGAUCGUCAUGCCUAUCUGUCGCUCCCUCUCUGAUCGCUUUCUUCUUCUGUAAAAGGGAACUCGGCCUUCAGCAACUCAUCGUUACUGCCCUGCGGAUACACGGUCCGUCAGAUGCCCAGAUAGGGAGUUUAAAGAUGUAGACCUAUUGUUCCUCAAAUACGCUGAACUGAACAGGAAAGGCCUUUCACAGUACCCUUCUUCAAACUUGACAGCGAUGCCUCUCUCCGUGGCGACCAAUUAUUUACCUCAGUUGCUCUGCUUAUAGAAGUAGAGACUGAAUGAAUUCAGAGGAGUACAAUUGAUCUGUCCCUUAGUCUCGCUGUCUGGGAAGUCUGCUUUGCGGGAUGGUCGUCAUGGACUGUUUCGCAGGUCACAAACACUAUAGAUUAGUGAGGAAACUAGUCGUUGUAAAGCUGUCCAUCGUAAUUAAGUGCGAUGACCGGAAUUAAACUGUUAGUGAACCAUUUGACAACCAUCUAGGAGGUCCUGAGUACUUUCAGAGAGUCAGACUACUUGCAUCAACUGGUAUAAACAGUUACAUCGGACUGUACCUGUUUGAGGUACUUGAGAGUGGGAAAAAGACUAGGUCUUUUGCUUUGAAGUGAUCAAAAUUUUCGGAGAGAGUACAAACGAAAGUUCGGGUUCAAGACUAGGGAAGAGCGCAUAUGUCCUGAUAUUUGAGAUGCGUAAUUGACACACGUUUACAGGUUUUUCAAGGAUGCACGAGUGUAGUAGGGCAACUGGUGUCAAAUAAAGUACGAAUAGAUAGGAAAAAAUCCCGACUUCUAAGGACUGUACAGUCAUCAUCCUGCGUAAAAGCAAAAAAAUGUCCACGGGCAGUUAGAAAGGCUAAAAGUUUGAAUCAACUUCAACGGCCUGUAACAUAGGAAAUUAAAUGUCGAGCAUACCACGCAAGUCAGCGAUGCAAACCCGAUAUCAUGAUCUGUAAUGCAUCAAAUCUGUUGAGCCGUUCGUUGUAUCGAUCGAUUAAGAAGCCAGCCGGUGGGUUGUGACUGAUGCUCACAGAAUUGACGGGGUAACCUGAGAGUCUGAUAGCCCUGACGAACGGCGACGUAGAGAAGGUGGGCUAAUUCAUGAAAUGUCAACCAAAAUUCCGAAAUGCCUUUUCGUUUUGAAAAGAUUGAUUAAGUAAGGUUGUAAAACUAGUCAGCCUGCAACAUAAUUCUAUGAUAUUUCAGUUACCUCAGGAUGCCGGCUUUCGAAUGAACUUCCUUCCGGCUGCAUGCAACAACUACACUCUGUAAAAAACGACUACUCAUGUAGCAUGAAUUUUUCUUCUAAAUGUCCAAUUAAAUUUCAUGGAGAAUGAGUGGUUUUCCGUACGCGGAAAAUAUACGGCUUGUAGUUUGGAAAUCCUGAAUCCAAGUGUGACGGUAGAGCUGGUUCAAAAUUAUUCGUGAAUUGCAAAAGUUUUUGAAAACGGAAUUAUACCCUUCCUUCGAGUAAAAGAUUGGAAGAAGACGUAAUUGUCUACCGAAUGAGCCAGAGAAUGAAUAUUUUUAUGCAUGUUAUCCAUGAAAUAUAAUUGGACCUUUAGGGGCAACGGAAAUUAAUGAGGAAAAAGUCAUGCUACAUAAUAGGCGUUUUUUACAGAGUGCAGUUGUUGCGUACAGCCGGAAGGAAGUUCAUUCGAGAGCCGGCAUCCUGAGGUAACUGAAAUAUCAUAGAAUUAUUUUGCAGGCUAACUAGCUUUACAGCCCUACUUACUUAAUCUUUUCGAGAUGAAAGCGCAUUUCGGAAUUUCGGUGGACAUUUCAUGAGUUAGCCCACCUCCUGUACGUCCAGACGGGGAAAGUCGACAUAUUUGAGAGAAGGAGUACCGGUCAUCUUUACCGACACGCGGAUUCACCAUCUCUCGCGCAAAAAGUCAAUUCAGUCCGCUCAGAAAAUUCUGUCCAAUUUAGGCUUAGUUACAAACCAUUGCAAGCCGAUAGGGGCUGGGGCGAGAAUCAGUAAUACUGCCGUAUGACAUCAUUCUAACUCGGCUGAAGAAGAAGGUUCGUAUUGUACACUCCAUGCCGAUCUCUGGCGUGUACGAAAGAACCGCGUUUUUUGAGAAGACAUCCAAUAAACAACUGUACCUUGUGUCCCCGUAAUCUUUUGUACUCGUAGUCCAGUAAAUCAAAUUGUCUAAGUGGUCUGACUAAUGAUAACUUAGGUUCAGCUUUCAGUCGCCGUUUCUCCGGACCACUUCCUCGGGUUCUCGCGCUUGCUUGCACAAGGCGGACGCUGUAACUACAGUAGGUGGGCUUACUCGUGAAAUGUCAACUCUAAGUUCGAAAUGCGUUCUGGUUUCGAAAAGAUUAAUUAAGUAAGGUUGUUAAACUUCUCAUCAUGCAGCGUGAUUCUAUAAUGAUCCAGUUACCUCAUGGGGUCGGCUUUAGAACGAACUUAUUUUCGACUGCAUACAAAAUCCACACUCUGUAAAAAAGGACUACUUAAGUAGGGUGCAAUUUUCUCAUGGAUUUUCGACAUCCUUGAAUAUUCAAUUAUAUUUCUUGGAAAAAAUGCAUACAAAUAAUUAUUCUUUUACUUAUUCGGUAGAAAAUCAGGUCUUCUUCCGAUAUUAUACUCGAAAGAAAGGUAUAAUUCGGUUUUCAAAAGUUACUAGUUGUGAGAUUAUUUAAUAACGUGAGAGGGUCGUUCAUAAAACGAAUUUAGGAAUGUGGCUUGUAAAGUUAACAAUAUUGCUCAAAUCCGCUGCUUAAUUUUAUGAACCCCAUAUGGACUCCUCUUAAUACCGUAGAGAAAUGUAUUUUUUUCCGUACACGGAAAAUAUACGGCUUGUAGUUUUGAAAACCUGAAUGCAAGUGUAACAGCAGGUCGGAUUCAAAAUUAUUCGGGAGUUAGAAAAGUUUUUUAAAACCGAAUUAUACCUUUCUUUCGAGUAUAAAAUUGGAAGAAAACGUAAUUUUCUACCGAAUAAGUAAAACAACGAAUACUCUUAUCCAUUUUUUUCAUGAAAUACAAGUGAAUUUUCAAGGGCAUCGAAAAUGAAAUAAGAAAAUUGCAUGCUACUUAAGUAGUCCUUUUUUGCUGAGUAUAGUUCUUGGAUGCAGCCGAGAACAAGUUCGUUCGAAAGUCGGUACCCUGAAGUAACUGCAUUUUUAUAGAAUUGUACCGCAUGAUGAUUAGUUUUACAACACUACUUGAUUUAUCUUUUCGAAACGAGAACGCAUUUCGAAAUUUCGGUCGACAUUUCAUGAGUUAGCCUACCUUCUGUAGCUCCCCGUUUAGUCUGAUCUGGGAGCCAGGACGAUGCUGAAGCCGUGAAAAGUUCAAGGUCAUGAGACACGUGAUUUCUGGCAAAUGAGAGUGCGACACCACAUCGCCCUCCAUGGUCCUGGACUGCGGAGGUCUCAUGACCAACCUUAUAAAGCAAAAGGGCCACGUCAUCAUCUAACGAAGGAGGCGUUGCUGGUCACUGUGUUAUGACACGUUGAGAUGGCGUCUGUGAUGUAUGGCGCUGGAGGAUGGCAACUUCGAAGUAAACACUAGUAAAAUGACACGGCGAUUCCUCAGCAAGAAAACUGUGCGCUCUCCUACAGAUUCCACUAUGACAUACACUGCAAGAAUCUACUUUAAGUGCAUAAGUGUGCGAGGCCCCAAAAACCAAAGGAUUUUUUCUUCCAAAGUCUAUCGGAAGCAUCGCAAUAAAUGAUCGAACCGCAUAAAGGAGUUGUGGUUGCAUGCCUGACGAAGUGCUUUUUUUCACAGACCCCCUUGUCUUUUGUGGGGUGAUACGAAACGUCUCAAAACCUCAAAGUCUGGGUCGCUGGGCUGCUAGCUAAAGAGAUGUUCUGUAUACAACUGUUUAGCAAGCGGAGUAUGUAGACGGUCAGCUUUGCGUCAUUAUUUGCGACCAUUGCCUUCUUUUUCACUACCAACAGCCACCGGCUUCAUUGAUCUGAAGGGGUUCCUUAUCGUCUACGGUAAGAAGCUGCAGGAUGAUCAGGAUGAGAAGGAUCUUCGAGAGGCCUUCCGCGUCCUCGACAAGAACCGACGGGGUGAAAUCGAUGUCGAGGAUCUCAGAUGGAUCCUGAAGAGCCUCGGAGAUGACCUGACCGAGGAGGAGAUCGACGAGAUGAUUCGUGACACAGACACUGACGGAUCCGGCUUUGUUGACUUUGAUGGUAAGUUCUCAGCCUCAUCACUGCGAGCAGGCCUUAAACGUUUUUAGGGCUAUUUUUGGCAUUUUUAUUCUGUCGGUUAAGAAAGAACAAGGCUCGAUUAACGGAUGAUGUUUCGGAUUUCCCCCCCCCCCCACCUUUAAACCACCACCAGCAAGGGCAGCAAAGGGAGGUAGCAGAAACGCGAGAUUUGUAAACAGUGCUUCUACGCAAUGCUCCGGUAUUCAUUUUAGAUGAUCACGCCUCUCGUGUUGACAGUUCCAUGAUCUAUAUUCGACCAAAAAACUGCAUGGCGUUUUUCAACUUCCAGCGGGCACAUGUGAUUUUGGUUUACAAAUUCACGUCCACUCAAAUUUUACAGAACAAAAGAGACCUGCAGGUCCUGCUAAAGAAAAUAACAGCAUUCUGUUUUUUCUAUAAAUGCCCCGUUUUCGGAUUUCUUGAACCUCGGUUUAAACACUGUUUCGGUUUUCCUUUCAGAAUUCAAGAAGCUAAUGACCUCGGAGUAA